Messenger RNA from Odobenus rosmarus divergens (Pacific walrus), 1241 nucleotides. RefSeq names its product RNA binding protein, autoantigenic (hnRNP-associated with lethal yellow homolog (mouse)) (gene RALY). The transcript has 8 exons. NCBI's taxonomy places the organism in Eukaryota, Metazoa, Chordata, Mammalia, Carnivora, Odobenidae. Gene Ontology annotation, molecular function: RNA binding. The coding region runs from base 4 to 885 and encodes 293 amino acids. Gene Ontology annotation, cellular component: nucleus. The record is from RefSeq and is a predicted model, not a curated record.
ACCAUGUCCUUGAAGAUCCAGACAAGCAAUGUAACCAACAAGAAUGACCCCAAGUCUAUCAAUUCUCGGGUCUUCAUUGGAAACCUCAACACAGCUGUGGUGAAGAAGUCGGAUGUGGAGACCAUCUUCUCCAAGUAUGGCCGCGUGGCCGGCUGUUCUGUGCACAAAGGCUAUGCCUUUGUCCAGUACGCCAACGAGCGCCACGCCCGGGCAGCUGUGCUGGGAGAGAACGGGCGGGUGCUGGCCGGGCAGACCCUGGAUAUCAACAUGGCUGGAGAGCCCAAGCCCAACAGACCUAAGGGGCUAAAGAGAGCAGCAUCUGCCAUAUACAGUGGCUACAGCUUUGACUAUGAUUACUACCGGGACGACUUCUACGACAGGCUCUUCGACUAUCGGGGCCGCCUGUCACCUGUGCCAGUGCCCAGGGCAGUCCCUGUGAAGCGACCCCGGGUCACAGUCCCCUUGGUCCGGCGCGUCAAAACCACCAUACCUGUCAAGCUCUUUGCCCGCUCUACAGCCAUUACCGCCGGCUCAGCCAAGAUCAAGUUAAAGAGCAGUGAGCUGCAGACCAUCAAGACAGAGCUGACACAGAUCAAGUCCAACAUCGAUGCUCUGCUGGGCCGCUUGGAGCAGAUUGCCGAGGAGCAGAAGGCCAACCCAGAUGGCAAGAAGAAGGGCGACAGCAGCAGUGGCAGUGGCGGGGGCAGUAGUGGUGGCGGCAGCCGGCCGCCAGCCCCCCAAGAGGACACGGCUUCUGAGGCAGGCACGCCCCAGGGAGAAGCCCAGGCCCGGGACGACGGCGACGAGGAGGGGCUGCUGACGCACAGUGAGGAGGAGCUGGAGCACAGCCAGGACACAGACGUGGAGGAUGGGGCCUUGCAGUAAGCAGCCUGACAGGAGCGAUGGCCACCGGCAGGAGAAGGGCGUGCACUGUACCAGGCCUAAAGCUGGGCACCCGCCCCUGGAGACCACCCCCAGCGGGUCCCAGGAGAGCCGGCCGCAGGCACCUCCUCCCGCACACAUCCCAGCCAGUGCCGCAUCCUCUGCAGGUGGAGUUACUGGCCACCCCUCCCCUCACGCCCUCCCUGUUGCCACCGCCCAGGCCAGAGGGCAGCGCACAGAGGUUUCCCCACACUCUACCUCCCCUCCCAGGACACUCCCAGGCUUGGGGUUUUUCUAUAGGUUUGGAGAGGGGAGGGUCCCAGGGAGGGUACCCUGACAAUAAAGAGAUUGGAUCCCAA